Molecule: messenger RNA, 300 nt
Organism: Tuber melanosporum (Perigord truffle)
Lineage: Eukaryota; Fungi; Ascomycota; Pezizomycetes; Pezizales; Tuberaceae
Exons: 1
Coding region: 1-201 (66 amino acids)
Source: RefSeq, a predicted model, not a curated record
AUGGCAUGCGGCGAGAAUAUAUUACAAGUGUGCAACAAUGCCAGAUACAACGGAACGUUUUUUCUUCCCUAUCCCCCCUCCCCUUCCUCCCAUUACCCUUCCCUCCCACAAACCCAGCGGCCGGCCAUCCAUACAUCCAGCAUCACACUCCUCUGCAGCAUCUAUGAAUUAUCCCAUACCGACGCACACUCGGUGGAUUAAGAAAAGGAGAAAAGGACGAGAAAAGGUCCCAAAAUGCACAAAAUAAAAAGGGCCUCCAAAGUAGAAGUGCCCCCGAAUGAAAAAAAGGAAGAAAAAAAA